Molecule: messenger RNA, 1896 nt
Organism: Drosophila kikkawai
Lineage: Eukaryota; Metazoa; Arthropoda; Insecta; Diptera; Drosophilidae
Product: putative E3 ubiquitin-protein ligase UBR7
Cellular component (GO): cytoplasm
Molecular function (GO): zinc ion binding; ubiquitin protein ligase activity
Source: RefSeq, a predicted model, not a curated record
CUGGGAGACGGUCACACUAUUUCCAAUUAUUUGCAAUUUUCGUCCGCGUCCAAAUCGCGCCAAACAUUGUGCAUUCCUUGGCUUCCCCGGAAUUGAGACCUUUGCCCAACAGCUGGACUCCAUUUUGAUCCGACCACCGGUGAGAUGAGCGAGUUAAAUGCAAGUGUAGCCGCCCCAGAGGGCGAGGAUGGAAAUCCGCUGGAGCAAUCGACCAUCACUAUGGUGGACGUGCUCGAGCAGGAGAAGGAACUGGAGGACGAGUACGCUGCGGUGCUGGGCGCCUCCGACGAGAAGUCCUGCACCUACGCCAAGGGACCCAUCGGCCGGCAGGCCUUGUACUCCUGCCUCACCUGCUGCCCGGAGGCACGCACUGACCUGUCCAAAGCCGCCGGCUGCUGCCUGGCCUGUUCCUACCGCUGCCACGAGAACCACGAACUGGUGGAGCUCUAUACAAAGCGGAACUUUCGCUGCGACUGCCCCACGAGCAAGCUGGGCAAGUGCGUCCUGAAUCCGCAACUGACAGGCGCCCAGGACGUGAAUAAGGGGAAUCUGUACAACCAGAAUUUCCAGGGCCUCUACUGUCGCUGCAAGCGUCCGUAUCCCGAUCCCGAACGCACCGUCGAAGAGGUGAUGCUUCAGUGCGCCAUCUGCGAGGACUGGUACCAUCUGCCGCACAUGAAGGCACCGGGCUCCAGCGAGAAGUGGCUGGACGCAUGCAGCGAAAUGAUAUGCGACGGCUGCAUGGAUGCUGUACCAUUCCUAAAGGACUAUACCGGAUUGGCCUUGCAGCCAGUGGAGGAGGAGCAGAAGCCCCAGGAGGACUCAAAGCCAAAGCAGGAUGAAGGCCAACUAAAGUCCGAUCUAGAUCGCAGCAUCAGCGAUAUAAUGAAGGUUUCGGAGGAGGAAGGCAAUGCAGCAGCAGCCGACGAGGGCGAACCUAGCCAGAAGCGUCCCAAGUUGGACAAUUGCAGUCGUCCCAAGCCUCUCAAGGAGCACCAGGGAGCCGCUUUCUGGACUAAUGACUGGCGCAAAUCGCUUUGCCAGUGCUCUGAAUGCCUGCCGCUCUACAAGGAGCUUGGCGUGGAGUUUCUGCUGGACACCGAGGACUCGGCCAAGACGUACGAGGAGCGCGGCAUGAAGCGUGCAGAGGAGAAUUCCAGCUAUGAGCAGGGCAUCCGGGCAUUGGCCUCCAUCGACCGGACACAGCAAAUCGAUGCGAUUACCGAAUACAAUCGCAUGAAGGACAAGCUAAAGGAAUAUUUGCAGUCAUUCGCCGCCAGCAAGAAGGUGGUGACCGAGGAGGACAUCAAUCGCUUCUUUGCCGGCAUGCGCAAUGAGAAUAAUGGCCAGCUGGGCCAACCAUAUUUUUGUCGCUAAAAAAACUGUCUUGAGUAUUAUGAACCAGGGAUCGAAUAUUAUGAGUUUUCUGACCUUUAAAGAUAAGAUUUAAGGGAUAAUUCAUAAUUCAUCAUAACUAUUGAGCCAAAAGAAAUCAUAUGAAACAUAAAUUUAGCAUUAAAGGUGAAGAAAAUCAUGAAAAUUCAAAAUUUUAAAACAGAAUCCUUCAGUUUUUGCUUGUCGAUUGAAUAUAUACGAUCCCUGGUUUCAGCCACACAUUCCCCCCAUCACAAAGCACAUAUAAACCAUGUAAAAUCUUAAGUGAUACUUUAUUAUAAUUACGGAUUCACUCCUUUCACAUAACAAGAAAAGUCGUAACAAGGCAUCGGGGCAAUGAGAUUCGCAUGACCCUCUUCUAUACGCUAUCUAGCCAAAAUAUCUAUGUACAAUGUGUGGCAAAGUAGAGUUAUUAUAAAGCAUGUCCUUGCAUAACUCUACUUUUGUUAAUCUUCUGGUAUAUUUAUGAAUAAAAUAUAUGUAAACGCGUACAUUUAGUAA